CGUUGCUCCCGUUGCUCCCGUUGCUCCCGUUGCUCCCGCUCCCGGGCCCCGCCGCCAGCCUCGCCCCUCCUCGGCCGCGGGGGGCCGGGCGCCCCAGCGGCGUCUACUCCAUCGCCGCCCCGCUUUGGGCCCCCUCCUCCGGGGAGCGGCCCGUCCAGCCCGACGGGCGCCCGGAGAGGUCUCAUGGUACCAAGUGACGUUUCCUUCCUGUGAGCUUCGGACCCCAGAGCCUCCCAAGAAGAUGUCAGCAGUACAGGCCGUGUGGCCAUCCGGUACAGAAUGUAUUGCCAAGUACAAUUUCCACGGCACAGCAGAGCAAGACCUGCCCUUCUGCAAGGGCGAUGUUCUCACCAUCGUCGCCGUCACCAAGGAUCCUAACUGGUACAAAGCCAAAAAUAAUGUGGGCCGUGAAGGUAUCAUCCCUGCCAACUACGUCCAGAAGCGGGAAGGGGUGAAAGUGGGCACCAAACUGAGCCUUAUGCCCUGGUUCCACGGGAAAAUCACACGGGAGCAGGCGGAGCGGCUGCUGUACCCGCCCGAGACGGGGCUGUUCCUGGUGCGGGAGAGCACCAACUAUCCAGGGGACUACACGCUGUGCGUCAGCUGCGAGGGCAAGGUGGAGCACUACCGCAUCAUUUACAAUGCCAGCAAACUGAGCAUCGACGAGGAGGUCUACUUCGAGAACCUCAUGCAGCUGGUGGAGCACUACACCACAGAUGCAGACGGCCUCUGCACCCGCCUCAUCAAGCCAAAGCUCAUGGAGGGCACCAUAGCGGCACAGGACGAGUUCUCCCGGAGUGGCUGGGCCCUCAACAUGAAAGACUUGAAGCUGCUGCAGACCAUUGGCAAGGGGGAGUUUGGAGAUGUGAUGCUGGGGGACUACCGGGGAAAGAAAGUCGCCGUCAAGUGCAUUAAGAACGACGCCACCGCCCAGGCUUUCCUGGCUGAGGCUUCUGUCAUGACGCAGCUCCGACACAGCAACCUGGUGCAGCUAUUGGGCGUGAUCGUGGAGGAAAAGGGCGGUCUCUACAUUGUCACCGAGUACAUGGCGAAGGGCAGCCUUGUGGAUUACCUCCGUUCCCGGGGCCGAUCGGUGCUGGGUGGAGACUGUCUGCUCAAGUUCUCCCUAGACGUCUGCGAGGCCAUGGAGUACCUGGAGGCCAACAACUUUGUUCACCGAGACCUGGCAGCCCGCAACGUGCUGGUAUCUGAGGACAACGUCGCCAAGGUCAGCGACUUUGGGCUCACCAAGGAGGCAUCCAGCACUCAGGACACGGGCAAGCUGCCGGUCAAAUGGACGGCCCCUGAAGCCCUGAGAGAGAAGCAGAAAUUCUCCACCAAGUCAGAUGUGUGGAGCUUCGGGAUCCUCCUGUGGGAAAUCUAUUCCUUCGGGCGAGUGCCUUAUCCAAGGAUCCCUCUAAAGGAUGUGGUCCCCCGAGUGGAGAAGGGCUACAAAAUGGACGCCCCGGACGGCUGUCCACCGGCCGUGUACGACGUUAUGAAGAACUGCUGGCAGCUGGACACGACCACGAGGCCCUCCUUCCUGCAGCUGCGGGAACAGCUAGAACAUAUCAAAGCUCAUGAGCUCCACCUGUGAACCUGAGGUGGGGAGGGGUACCCUGUGCCCCCUUCCCCCCACCCCCCAACAGAGACUGAGAUGCCAUCGGGCCCUGGACCUGCUCAGACUUAACCCUGGAAGAGACUUGGGACUUGGUGCCUAUAUUCCUGAUCUCCCCCCGGCACUCCCCCCAGCAUCCUCUCCGAGCCUGCUCCCCCAUGCCGGGGGGGUCCCAGAGUUGAGCCGGGGGGAGAAGUGUGUGCUGGGAGGUGCCAGGUGCUGUCUCUCUGUCCCCGAGGGGGAUGUCUUGGGGCAGGGCCAGGCGGGUUGGCGGGGGCAGUGAGACCACCGCACAACCUUGUAGCAUGCUGUCCAAGCCGCCACCUCCUCCUCCUAGCCCCGGCUUGGCUACCUCCCCCUGCCCCAUUUCCCUCAGGCCCCCUGCUCCUCCUCGCCUCCCCAAAGCAAUCAGUCUGGACCUCUCUGACUGGUCUGGGGCAGUCCGGGAGGAGAAUCUGGAAACUGCACUGGAGCAGAGUGAACAGCUGGGGAAAGGAGACAGAGAGACACCCCCAGCCUCUGAACUCCCUCUCUUCCCCCCUGCCUCCCUCUCUCUCUGGCUCUCUUUGGUUACAGUUUAAUUUCCCCCUUUUUUAUGAUUUCUUUUUUUGUGUGUUAUUUUUUAUUAUUUUCAAGGCAAGGAAGACCACCGCUGGUCAUUUUACACAAAAGUACGAAUCUUAUUUUUAAUGUAAUAAAAGGGAAAAAAAAGGGGUUUAAAAAAAUGCUCUCCCUCCCCCAUCACGAGCUCCCCCCUCCCCCACCUCCCACCUCCACCGGGAGGGGAGGGGACCAGCCGCCGUGUUUACCCUUGACCUCGUUGCAGUGUUUGCAUGCCGUUCCCGGAGGCCUUUGCAGUCCUGUCCAGUGCUUUCCUCUCAUGUAUUGCUGGCCCUGUGAGGUGAUACUGUAAUAAAUCAUUCCAUACAGACCCA
Molecule: messenger RNA, 2553 nt
Organism: Tachyglossus aculeatus (Australian echidna)
Lineage: Eukaryota; Metazoa; Chordata; Mammalia; Monotremata; Tachyglossidae
Gene: CSK
Product: C-terminal Src kinase
Exons: 13
Coding region: 242-1597 (451 amino acids)
Biological process (GO): adherens junction organization; regulation of Fc receptor mediated stimulatory signaling pathway; protein phosphorylation
Molecular function (GO): ATP binding; protein tyrosine kinase activity; protein binding
Source: RefSeq, a predicted model, not a curated record